This is a messenger RNA of Ambispora gerdemannii, 573 nucleotides long. NCBI's taxonomy places the organism in Eukaryota, Fungi, Glomeromycota, Glomeromycetes, Archaeosporales, Ambisporaceae. The record is from the annotation of a GenBank genome assembly.
AUGUCACUUUGUGCUUUAACCCCUGAAUAUUUGGACUGGUAUGCUAAAUUGGUUGAAGUACCAAGUUCUUUGACUAAUAAAAUUCGUUUGAUCUUAUAUAGAGCAUAUACGGAAGAGACUGGGCUUGAUCCCUGGGUAAAGCCUGAAUCUUCACGAAUCGAAAAGGAUACUGAUGAUCAUAUCUUACAGGACAGUUUACCGGAAACUCAGAUGGUAUUGCCAAAUAAAAUUUAUACCUCCUCAAUUUCCAAGACUGAUCCAAACAAAAAUCACCUUUAUCAGUAUGCCAUCGAACAUGAAAUAAAUCCCAAAGAAUUUUCGAUCAUUACAGAAACUGAGAAAAAUAGAAAAGAAGACCCUAGAAAAUAUCAUAAAUUUUUAACAGAUCGGGAAAGGCUGGUCAGUGAAGAGUUAUUACGUCAAGAUAUACUAAAAAGUGAUUUGAGUACUGCAUGGCUCGAUGAUCUUAUGAAAGAAUGGAAAAAAAUCCAUACUCAAUUCACACAGAUAUCUUUUGAGGAAAAGACUUUAUUUGUACCGCAGAUAAAUAUUCAAUCUACACUAUCUGAAUGA